This is a messenger RNA of Striga hermonthica, 1129 nucleotides long. The record is from the annotation of a GenBank genome assembly. Lineage: Eukaryota; Viridiplantae; Streptophyta; Magnoliopsida; Lamiales; Orobanchaceae.
CACAAAGGAAACGCAAGGCGAAGGCUAAGGAAUCAUGUUGUUGGUGUAAGCCUUGUACAAGGAAGAGACGAGCACGAAAGAAGGAGGCUAGGAGACGUGGGUUGCAAAGGGUUGAAGGAGGAUGGUGGAUACCGACGGAGGAUUGUGAGAGGUUGAAAGGUUGGGACCCAUGGCCCGAACCAACGACGACGAUCGCCGACGAGAAGGGCGACGGCGAUCGACCAAUGGGCGAAUGGCGCGCAUCGGCCCAUGAUGCGCGCGGGUGGACGGAACAGGACGACGUACGUAGGAGUUCGGUUGGCAGGCGAGUCGCGGACGUCGACUUGGACGCAUUGGCGUUCGGGGGCGUAGCGACAGGGCGCGAUAGGCGCGCGGGUGAGCAGUCCGCCAGCAGUGGAAAUGCGUGCGACGCAGCGGGCGCACAAGGAUGCGCGGGAGGCGAUCAGAGCCCGCGGGCGAUGGAUGCGAUGCGCAAAGGAGCAGGCGCGGUAGGGCACGCCGUAGGCAAUUGGUGCGCGGACGGUGGCUGGGAUGCGCGCGGGGUGAUCGGAAGUGACGACGGGCGCGCGAUAGCGCGCGAAUGCACAACAAGCGCGGGCGUCCUAAUCCGCGGAGAAGUAGGCAGGCCGGGUGAUGAGGUACACGCGCAAAAAGGGCUGCGAAACCAACUCAUCGCAUUACUAAAGGAGUUCAGGGAUGUUUUCGCCUUCACCCCUGAGGAGUUGACGGGGAUCGAUCCCACUAUUAUGGAGCAUAAACUCAACGUUGAACCCCUCAGCAAGCCAAUAAAACAACGACUUAGACGCCAUGGUGAAGAAAUCGACAAAGCCAUUGAAGUCGAUAAGUUGCUGCGAGCGGGGCACGUCAAAGAAAUCCAAUUCCCCGAGUGGAUAUCCAACACCGUAAUGGUGAGGAAGGCACUAAACAAAUGGCGCAUGUGCAUCGAUUUUCGUGACUUAAACUUGGCUUGCCCAAAAGAUCAUUAUCCCUUACCACGAAUUGAUCAGAUAGUCGACUCUACGGCUGGUUGCGAAUUGCUGAGUAUGAUGGAUGCAUAUCAGGGAUAUCACCAGAUUCCGUUGUACCCUGAAGAUCAGAGUAAGGUGAGUUUUGUGACGAGCAAAGGGAC